AUCAUGGGAAUCCGAACCAAAUAAUCUAAAUGAUGUCGAACACUGUGGUGAAAUUUGGAAAAAUGGUGUUUUCAACGAUGCCAGGUGCUAUUCCAAAAGAGGCUACAUUUGCAAAUAUGACAAGACACCGGGUACACCAACAUGUGUCGGGGGUUUUGUAGAAAAUGAAGGCAGUUGUUAUUACUUCAGUACUCGAAACAGGGAGAACAGGAAAACCUGGGAUGAUGCAAGGGCAGAUUGCAAAAAUAGACAAACUGGUGCAGAUUUAGUUUGGAUCACCUCGAGAGAUGAAUAUUUAUAUUUACGCGACGGUGUUACUGCAUUAGCGAUGAUUCUCAGUACAUUAUGCACUGGUUGGUGGACUGGCCUCAAUAAUGGUCCAACAGACAACGCCAUCAACUGGAAGUGGUUAGACCAAACGAUGCUGGCAGAUACAAGUUAUAUCACUUGGGACUCCGAGCCUAACAAUUACAAUGGUAUGGCACUGUGUUCAUCGAUGAGAGGAUCUGCCACUAUACCAAGCACGACAACUUGUCCAGCAAACUAUCAGUAUGACCCUGCAAGCAAAGGUUGUUACUACAUAGAGCCUAGUAACAAGGUGACGUGGUCGGAGGCAAGAAUACUUUGUCAAUCCCAGGGAGCUGGUGACCUUCUGUCAAUAAGAGACGCAGCCACAAAGACGUACAUCGAAACAGCAAUAGCCGCAAUGCAAUCGACGAAUAGCAGAUGGAUAGGGUUGAGUGAUGUAGAUCAAAAUAAAAGAUGUCAUCCUUGGAAAUGGAGGGAUGGCACAAGAGCAAACGAUUUGUACAUUAAAUGGAACACAGAACCAAACAGAUGGACGAACAAUGAACAUUGUGGGAAUAUGCUAAAGAACGGCGUGAUGAAUGAUGGAAACUGUGACUCUAAGCUUGCCUAUAUCUGUCGCUAUGACCUUCCCUCGAGUAGUGAUUCCUGUAUAGACCAAGGAGAUAACCGUUGGUGGAGACGUGGAGACUCGUGCUACAUGUUCUCAAGCAGAGAGGGAUCUUCUGGCAUGACGUACGAUGGUGCUCGAGCAGAGUGUGGGAAAACACAAGGAGGUGAUCUUGCCACAUUUAGGACUGCUGACGAAGCGGAAUGGAUAAGAGAAAUGGUUGGCGUCAUGUGGAUAACAUCUCCUGGAAGUUUUUGGGUUGGUAUGGACGACCGCGUUCAGACAGACGCCUGGAAGUGGGUAGACAACACACCGUACAAUCCAGAUUAUGUGGUUUGGGAGAAGGACCCAAACAAUUGGGACAAAAACAGUAAAGGUGCUUUUAUUUACUCUGACGGUUCAUUUCAUGACACGAGUGCAUCAUCCAUGCCUGGUUAUAUUUGCCAGAAAACGGCAGGUGGAGGCAGUGGUCCAAAUCAAAACUGUCCAUUUGGUUGGCGUGAAAGGGAUGGCUCAUGCUACUACUUCAGUCCGAGGGACCGAGCAUCACUCCUUAACUGGCAGGAUUCAAGAACAGCCUGCCAAGCUCUAAUGACAGACGCUGAUUUACUGUCUAUUACCAAUGCUGAUGAAUCAGAAUGGGUGCGUGACCAAUGUGGAAUUAUAUGGUUGGACGAUCCUACAUGGCCUGGCUGGUGGACCGGACUGAAUGACCUCCCCAAUGGGAAUUUGGGGCCCUGGAGGUGGACUGAUGGUAGUGAAUAUAGGGACAAUUUAAUAGCAUGGAACACUCAUCCGAACCAUUUUGGUGGGAACGAGUGUACCGCUAUGACUCCAGAUGGGUUCUAUCAUACAACUAACUGCAAUUAUAAAAGGAAACCUAUAUUUCAAAUGGGAACUGGACCCCAGCCUCAGAAUGGCCUUCCUUUUACAGCAGGCCAAACAGCAGGAAUAGCAAUAGGAGUAAUUGUGCUGAUUGUAUUGCUGGCUGUUAUAGCAUUGGUUGUCUACAAAAUGAGGACUGGGCCAAGACCACCAAAUGCCAUUGGAGGCGUAGCAAACAUUAUGUAUGGGAAACUGUAA
This is a messenger RNA of Owenia fusiformis, 1999 nucleotides long. The record is from the annotation of a GenBank genome assembly. NCBI's taxonomy places the organism in Eukaryota, Metazoa, Annelida, Polychaeta, Sabellida, Oweniidae.